This is a messenger RNA of Paramormyrops kingsleyae, 2178 nucleotides long. RefSeq names its product TERF1 (TRF1)-interacting nuclear factor 2 (gene tinf2). Gene Ontology annotation, biological process: telomere capping; regulation of telomere maintenance via telomere lengthening. Gene Ontology annotation, cellular component: shelterin complex. The record is from RefSeq and is a predicted model, not a curated record. Gene Ontology annotation, molecular function: telomeric repeat DNA binding. Lineage: Eukaryota; Metazoa; Chordata; Actinopteri; Osteoglossiformes; Mormyridae.
GCCACAUCCGGCACUGUCACGGAACAUCCGGCUUUCAUGUGGCGCGUGAAGGAAGUGAGCAGUUUUCCUGCUUUGGGUUGUGAAUAGAAAAUUUGUUUGCGUGCUUUUCAAACAUUAGUGCAUUAUUAUAAUGUCGCGACCGCUGUGAAGUUUGUCAGCCAUCUAGUUAACUAUUUCCAGGUGGAAAAUUUAACGAAAGCCGACAUGGAGAAACAUCCCGCUACCAAAAACCGAAACACAGAAAACGACCCCCUCCCCCUGUCCUCCUUACGCCUCUCAGCUCCACCGUUGCGGUUGGUCUCAGCCGCCAUGUGGCAGGUGAUGAAAAACAGAGAUGUGCUGCACUAUGGAAAGCUGGAAGAGUUUGUGACGUCCAUCUCUGAUGCCAUUCCCAUGCUGCUCUCCUGCCGGCACCGGGCCAAACUGACCCUGGGUCUCCGAGCUCGGCUGGUCCUAGAGUUGUGUCGGGGCCGUACUCCUCCGGACUCUAGUGUUGUUCUACCCCACUUGGAACGCCUGCAGCCCUUGGGUGGCCCUUCAAACCGCAGACGUGAUGAUGUCAAGGUGCGAGAAACAAUUUCAAAAUUCCAUGAGCUGGUGCAAGACCUCCUCAACAACCCUGCAGAACGAAAACACUUUUUCCAGGAGGUAUUCCCCGUAGAGUUUGGUCCCCAGUUUGACGAUGCCCUGGAGAAGUUGUUGUGGGAAUUUCUGGUGCGGCUGGACCAACUUCUACCCGUGCCUGACCUGGCCCAGACUGUGCAGUGGCUCAGCACUGCCCACGUUGUCCUGGAGGAAUGUGCACAGUCUGUGUCUCAGCCCCAGCUGCUGAGGGCUCUGCUCCAGCAUCAGAGGUGCCUUGGUCACUUGAGCUUGCCUGACCUCUCGUCCUCUUUGGGGGACUCCAUCCUGUCAUCGCUGUCCCUCGCUCCUUCCGGGAGAGUGCCGAAUGUCAAUCAGCCGUCAGACGGGGAAUCGGGUUCCAGGAAAACUCCCGGGAUGCAAGACUGUAGAGGAGCUGACGAGGGGUCGUGCGUCCAGCCGGCCGCCGAAAGGACAAAGGACCCUUGCGUGCUUCUCACCGAUUUAGCUGAGAGGAAGACGAGAAGCACUCUGGCAUCGUGCCGUCAAGGGAAAGAAGAUUCCAGAAAAGGUACAAAGGGCUCUGAGCACGAUGAGGCAACGAGGGGGCCAGGGUUACAUUCUGACAUCAGUCUCAGGGAAUCGGGCAGAAAAGAACCUCAGGAAGAAACCAGCAAACGGGCCAAGUCAAGUUACCAACAGGAGGAAGAGGAUGAGAAUGAGAGAGCCCAGAGAGAGAAGCAGGGUGGGGCCCUCAGCAGGGCCUCUGGGCAGACAGAUUGGACCCAGUCCUCUCUGGUUGCUGCCUGCCUCAACAGCCAGCCACGGGUUCUGGUUAAACAACUCAGCUUAGCAGAUAUCCAUGCCCACAGCAGUGUGGCCAGUGGAGCCCCAUCUCCAGCGAAACAGGACAAGGGCUCGUCAGAAUUCAGAGUGAACCGGAAGAGGAAGCUUUGGAUGACCCCUAAGAAGUUUCUGGAAGCAGCAGAAAAAGAGAACUCUGCUGACCGCCCUGUCACGUCAAGUGCAUCUCCUGCCAUCUCGCCGUGUACCCAAAAAACAGGGAGGACCAGGUCAUCUCCAGAAGACAGUGAUGUCGUCCUUGAUUCUGAAGAUGAAGAAACUAAGAAUUUCAAGGGAAGGCUGUUUGCCAAGCGGUACUACCGGACUAAGCACCACACCUAUGUACCGACACUCAGAGAGUUCUGGAAGCCCAGGCUGGCUAAGCCAGGCCUGCUGUCCCUCAGCCGUGCUCACAGGUGACCAGCUCUGGGUGUUGUCCCCGCCUCUCUGGCCUGGAACCAGGACUGCGUAGGUGCUGAGGAGGUACCUGGCUUUCAUCACACGUGAUGUGGGCACUUAAACAUAGACUGAGAUUGUUUAUAAGCUGAGGACACUUGUGGUUCUGUGGAGAAAGUGCUGCAAGUAGAGAAGUAUGGGCUGGAGAUGAUUUAAAUUGCCCUUUCCACCUUUUUAAAACUUGCAUAUAUGCACAUAUAUGCAAAUCAUAACAAUUAUGCUCCAAUCAAGCAAAUUCUGAAGAUUUAAAUGCAUUAAAAAUUGUGAAUUUUAUUAUAAUAAAGUAUGUAAAACCUG